AUGUGCCCCCAGGAGAGUUCCUUCCAACCCUCCCAGUUCCUCCUGCUGGUGGGGGUCCCCGUGGCCAGUGGCCUCCUUCUGCUAAAGUGUCUUCAUUGGCAUUGUUCUCGGUGGCUGCCGGGAGCCUGCUGGAAGCCAGAUGGUCAAGAGGAUCCAGUGUCACAGUCCACCCAACUGCCAAAAUACGAGGUCCGAAGAGAGUGCCCACCCCCCACACUGCCCGAGGCAGCCGCCUUCUACCAAGAGCUACACACGCCCACGCACGGCCACACGGUCACUCGCCAGCUGAUGCACAAGCUUCUGGUAUUUUCUGCCCGGGAGGUCGAUCACCGCGGAGGUGGCCUGAUCCUCCAGGACACCGGCAUCUCCCUGCUCAUCCCUCCAGGUGCUGUGGCUGUGGGUCGCCAGGAGCGGGUGUCACUGAUCCUGGUGUGGGACCUGACAGAUGCUCCGGCACUGUCUCGGUCCCAGGGGCUGGUGAGUCCUGUGGUGGCCUGUGGCCCCCACGGGGCCUCCUUCCUGAAGCCCUGCACCCUCACAUUCAAGCACUGCGCCCAGCAGCCCCGCCAUGUCCGCACCUACAGCAGCAACACGAGCCUGCUGGAUGCCAAGAACUGGAGGCCCCUGGGCCGGGCGGGGAGCCACAGCUCCCGGGACGAGUGUCGCAUCCUGCUCUCCCACUUCAGUCUCUACACCUGUGUGCUGGAGGCGCCUGUUGGCCAGGCCCCCCGCAAAUGGCUGCAGCUGGCUGUGUUCUGUUCCCCACUGGCGCCUGGGCAGACGCACCUGCAGCUGCGGGUCUACUUCCUGAACAAUACGCCCUGUGCCCUGCAGUGGGCCGUGACCAAUGAGAAGCCUCACGGUGGGCGUCUGCGCGGGCCCUGCCAGCUCUUUGACUUCACGGGGGCCAGGGGCGACCAGUGCCUGAAGCUCAAGUAUAUCUCUGAGGGUUGGGAAAAUGUGGAUGACAGCAGUUGCCAGCUGGUUCCCCAUCUCCACAUCUGGCAUGGAAAGUGCCCCUUCCGCUCCUUCUGCUUCCGGAGAAAAGCGGCCAAUGACAGCGAAGACUGCUCGGCACUCACAAAUGAGAUCAUUGUCACCAUGCACACCUUCCAGGACGGUUUGGAAACCAAGUACAUGGAAAUCCUCAGAUUCCAGGCCUCAGAGGAGGAGUCCUGGGCCACGCCACCCCCAGUCUCCCAGCCCCCACCUUGUAAUAGGCUGCCCCAAGAGCUCUUUGAGCAGCUACAGAUGUUGCUGGAGCCAUACAGCGUCACGGGGAAUGACUGGCGCCGGCUAGCAUCCCACCUGGGGCUCUGUGGCAUGAAGAUUCGGUUCCUGUCCUGCCAGCGCAGCCCCGCGGCGGCCAUCCUGGAGCUGUUCGAGGAGCAGAACGGCAGCCUGCAGGAGCUGCACGACCUCCUGGCGGCCAUGGAGCGGCUGGACUGCGCCUCGGUCGUGCAGAGCUACCUGGGUGGGACGCCCGGCGGAGGCGGCGCCCGGGAGAACCGGGGCCUGGAGCUGGACGAGAAGCUCUGA
This is a messenger RNA of Dipodomys ordii (Ord's kangaroo rat), 1539 nucleotides long. It is a transcript of the gene Unc5cl, whose product is annotated as unc-5 family C-terminal like. The coding region runs from base 1 to 1539 and encodes 512 amino acids. NCBI's taxonomy places the organism in Eukaryota, Metazoa, Chordata, Mammalia, Rodentia, Heteromyidae. The record is from RefSeq and is a predicted model, not a curated record. Gene Ontology annotation, biological process: netrin-activated signaling pathway; positive regulation of JNK cascade; positive regulation of canonical NF-kappaB signal transduction. Gene Ontology annotation, cellular component: membrane. Gene Ontology annotation, molecular function: netrin receptor activity; protein binding. The transcript is spliced from 8 exons.